AGUCAGUCGUCAUUCUUCCUCAGGCUUGGAAGGAAACUAGCAAAAGUGGCGACGGACAGCAGCUUUGCUUCUCAUCGGUUCACUCCCAGAGAGGAUUACUCACCUGUGAACAUAAGUGUUGAACAGAGAGCAAAAUUAGAACUAAUAAAAAAGCGGUCCCCACUUUGCAUUAGUUUUGUCUCUUUCUUAAACUCCGUGUGUGUGUGUGUGCUUGACAAUUUCGGAGCAUUUUUGUCCUCGUUGACGAGGUGGGUUGUUUGUGAAUCACUGGAGCACAUCUUUCCAAAUUCAUUUAAAUCGUGACAUGUAGAGUGGAGACAAAAGGUCCAUUUCCCACUUGGAUGGCUCUAAAGACGUGUGAAUGAGUAGUAGCAGACCUCUCCCUCCACCCACUCGUCGUCCUCUCUUUCCUCCUCCUCACAAUAAUAAUGACUUAAAUCACCAACGAUCGCAGCGAAUUUUUUAAAAUAAAUUAUAUGCAAAAAAAUCCUCUCUGCCACCCAAAAGUUCCACCAUUGAGACUCGAUAAAUAGUGCUCAUGUUUCUCGUCAACGGAGUCUGGGCGCAGAGUGACCGACGUUUCACCUCCUCUUAUCUGGACGACGUGGUCAGUGACAACACGGACACGGACACCACCACCGACAUCAUGAGGGACUCGUUCUUUGAAGACUUUGAGAUCGCGAUGAAGGUGGUCAUCGUGGGGAACGGUUCCGUCGGGAAAUCGUCCAUGAUCCAACGCUUUUGUCGCGGCAUCUUCACCCGGGAUUACAAGAAAACCAUCGGCGUGGACUUCCUCGAACGAGUGAUGACCAUAGAUGAUCAAAGUGUCAGAUUGAUGCUGUGGGACACGGCAGGACAGGAGGAAUUUGACGCCAUCACACGCACAUAUUACCGUGGAGCAAAUGCCUGCGUCCUCGCGUGCAGUGUAACGGACAAAGAUUCAUUUCUUGCCCUUCCAAAGUGGAAAAAUAAGGUUUGUCGGGAAUGCGGUGACAUUCCGAUGGUUCUCGUUGCCAAUAAAAUUGACCUGCACAAACAGGCCGUUGUCGAUAGUGGUGAUCUUGAAGGGAUGGCGAGAACGCUUGGAAUUCCCAAGUUGUUCCGAACCUCUGUCAAGGACGACGUAAAUGUAAACGCCGUGUUCACCUUCCUCUCUUCCGUCUACCUCCAAACGGCCAUGGCUCCUUCUCCCGUUCCGCCAGAGGAAGACCCCUCCGACAACCUCCACUCGACCAACGACGCCCUCGCCCUCGUCCCCCAACUCUCCCCACCCACGAGAAAACCCUUCUUCAGCUUCAACCGAUCCAACACGAAUAACAACAACAACAAGAUGGCCAAGCUCAACCAGGUCAACGCCGCCUCCGCCGCCGGAGGUGGUGGCCUCAUCCUGCACAGUAGUAGUAAUAACAAAAAGAAGGGUGGUGGACUUAUCGACCGUGAUCGUGUCCUCAAAAAUCCCGUCAUUCUCACCUCUGCCACCACACCAGUCGGAGUCUCCAACAACAAGAUGAGCUUCUUCUCCUCCUCCAAAAAGGGAGUCACGCAACCCGCAGUAUCACAACAGCAACAGCCGCAGCCGCAACUGGUAGUAGGUCCUCCGCAGAGGGGAGGAGGGUACGCUAUUCUCGGAGGCCAUGGGAAAGGUCACGGCUUCAUGCUUGACCCCCACCACCCUUCUGGCUACUACCGAAGUGGGGGACAGCAACAACACCCACACCGAACUUAUCACUAUGCUGCAAUUGACCCUACUAGUCGUGGUACUCGUGGAGGAGGAGGAGGCUGGACUGACCCCAACGUUCCAUUCAGGUUGGACUUGAUGGGAGGAAAGAAGCGGCGACACAGGGAGAGCAGUGGUUGUUCCAUCCUCUAAUAAACUACCUCCUCGACCCCGUCUUGAAAAAAAACAAGGAUCGAUUUUGUAUCUGUCUGCACUGAAUCCAUCUUUAUAUAAAACUAAAUUAUUGUUACGUAUCAUGAUGUAUUAUAUGAAUGAAUUAUCGCCAAUUAAAUAAAUAUUUUAUAUGUA
Messenger RNA from Folsomia candida, 2026 nucleotides. RefSeq names its product ras-related protein Rab-40C. Gene Ontology annotation, molecular function: GTPase activity; GTP binding. The transcript has 7 exons. The coding region runs from base 539 to 1870 and encodes 443 amino acids. Lineage: Eukaryota; Metazoa; Arthropoda; Collembola; Entomobryomorpha; Isotomidae. The record is from RefSeq and is a predicted model, not a curated record.